AUGGUUGACUACAACUUCGCCAAAAGGACUCGGACCAAACCAUCUUCGCAGCCAACAACCGCCGCUGAACACACUUCCACAGACAGCCAAGUAAACGAGCUACAAGAUGGGGUUGCAAAAGUGGCGGGGACAUUGUCCAUAUCUUCUGCUUCUGGGAAUUGGCAGCACAAGUACUCAACCCCACGCUGGGGAGCAAGCUUGAUCCCUCGUCUCCAGCAUCUGGCACGCGAGUCUGGGUAA
Penicillium hordei is the source of this 240-nucleotide messenger RNA. RefSeq lists its product as uncharacterized. The record is from RefSeq and is a predicted model, not a curated record. NCBI's taxonomy places the organism in Eukaryota, Fungi, Ascomycota, Eurotiomycetes, Eurotiales, Aspergillaceae. Bases 1 to 240 code for a protein of 79 amino acids. The transcript has a single exon.